AUGUCAACCCCCUCAGAUCGCCCAGACACAUACGCCACAAGUCAGGCUUCAACACAGCAACAUGCUCUAGGAAUUCCUCGACCUCCUUCCGUGGGAGGAAUCUCUUCCCGGGUGACAGAUGAUGAUGGAGAGCGAACCCCGUCUUAUACGUCACCUCCCCCUCAGCACCAGUCUCGGUCAUCUGUUUCUCGUCGUGGUCCGCCUCCAACCCGGACCUCUAUCACCAGCCAAGUCACCAGCAGACCUGGAAGCUCGGGAAGCAGGCUCAGCAGGUCGCAUAUUCCAUCCCUGACCGCACAGGGAUUUUUCCGACCAAUGAGUUCGCAACGAUUGCAGGCACACCGAGGAACACGACCUUUAACGAAGGGGACCGGCUCAUCCACCGACGAAUGGACUCAGCAGGGCAGCCAACACCGUGGGAGCUUGAUCUCCAACAGCACAGUUCCACAAGGUUCUCUUCCGACUGAGAUGGAAGUCCCGCCAUCACGAGGGACAGAGUUCACCGAUCCCAUAAUUCCAGACCGCAACACCUCGAACGCUAGCCCUACGGGUAAUACAACUAUCCGGAGUCUGGGUGAGAGUGUCCGACUUUUGCGGGAUCGAGAUCAGAAAGAAAAGCCUCAGCGUCUCAAUUUAGGCGCUAACUACACAGGGCAAGCUGCACAAGAGGCACCGCCGCCCAAAUCACCCCUUUCGUUCCUGUCACUGCAAAAUAGGGGCGUUGGACACGGCAAUCACGAUUCGCGGAGUCACCAAGGGCACGAACACCUUUCCUCGGCUGGGUCUUCUCCGAGCCCUCUUGAUGUCAAGAAACCGCAGCUACCAAGAACAAAUUUAGGCAAAAAUUACGAAUACUUCCUCGGCAACACCUUGUUCUGCGGAGGUGGACGGCUCCAAAACUCUCGAGACAAGCCUGUUAACAUUGCAACCGGUCUUCUGGUGGUCAUUCCGUCUGCCUUGUUUUUUGCCUUUUCGGCUCCUUGGCUAUGGCAUAACAUUUCCCCCGCAGUUCCCAUCUUGUAUGCCUAUGUCUUCUACGUGUGUUUUUCGUCCUUUGCUCACGCAUCUGUUGUCGAUCCCGGAGUUAUGCCUCGCAAUGUUCAUCCUAUGCCCCAUUCAGAAUCUACAGGUGAUCCAUUGGUACUUGGUCCCCCCACCAACGACUGGGUGAUGGUCAAGCUUGCUACCUCAGAUGUAGCUGCCAUGGAUGUACCUGUAAAGUAUUGCAAGACGUGUAAUAUUUGGCGACCCCCUCGUUGCUAUCACUGUCGGGUGUGCAACAACUGCGUCGAAACUCUUGAUCAUCACUGCGUGUGGCUGAACAAUUGUGUUGGUCGCCGAAACUAUCGCUAUUUCUUCACGUUUGUCAGCUUCUGCACCCUCCUCGCACUAUUUUUGAUUGGCGCGAGCUUGGCUCAUAUCCUGGUUUACAUGUCCCGAGAAGGUGUGUCCUUCGGAGCUGCGAUCUCCAAAUGGAGAGUGCCUUGGGCCAUGGUUAUUUACGGCAUCGUCGCAGUGCCGUACCCAACUUCUCUUUGGGCCUAUCAUCUCUUCCUGGUCGGCAGAGGCGAAACCACAAGAGAAUACCUCAAUUCGCACAAGUUUGCCAAGUCUGACCGGCAUCGACCGUUUACUCAAGGCAAUGUCAUCAAGAACUGGAUUGCUGUUCUUGGGCGUCCUCGGCCUCCUACUUACAUGCAAUUUAAGGAGCAGUAUGAGGAUGGUGACCAGCGCCUGGGCACCCAAAAGCGGAAAUACCGUGUCCCAGAUGUUGAAUCCCAAGCCAUUGAGAUGCAACAUGUCGGUCCUCACCAGGACUGA
Messenger RNA from Penicillium salamii, 1821 nucleotides. The record is from the annotation of a GenBank genome assembly. NCBI's taxonomy places the organism in Eukaryota, Fungi, Ascomycota, Eurotiomycetes, Eurotiales, Aspergillaceae.